This is a messenger RNA of Chenopodium quinoa (quinoa), 732 nucleotides long. RefSeq lists its product as uncharacterized. Gene Ontology annotation, biological process: DNA integration. Gene Ontology annotation, molecular function: nucleic acid binding. Lineage: Eukaryota; Viridiplantae; Streptophyta; Magnoliopsida; Caryophyllales; Amaranthaceae. The record is from RefSeq and is a predicted model, not a curated record. The transcript has a single exon. Bases 1 to 732 code for a protein of 243 amino acids.
AUGCCACUCAACAACAUACUCGAGGUCGAGUUAUUUGACGUAUGGGGGAUAGACUUCAUGGGUCCGUUUCCUUAUUCUCAUGAAAACCGAUAUAUCCUAGUAGUCGUUGACUAUGUGUCAAAGUGGGUUGAAGCUAUUGCUACUCCAACCAAUGAUGCUCGUAUGGUAAGUAAAUUUUUCAAGAAAAUAAUUUUUCCCCGAUUUGGUAUCCCACGUGUGUUGAUUAGUGACAGGGGAACACACUUCUUGGAGCAUCGGUUCGAAGCGAUGUUGAAGAAAUAUGGAGUGCAACACAGGCUUGGCAUUGGCUAUCAUCCACAAACUAGUGGUCAAGUUGAAGUGUCCAACCGAGAAAUUAAGUCUAUCUUAGAGAAAACGGUUGCAAGGACAAGAAAAGAUUGGUCAGCUAAGAUUGAUGAUGCGCUAUGGGCAUACCGAACGGCUUUUAAAACGCCAAUUGGUACAACCCCAUAUAGACUUGUCUAUGGGAAGGCUUGCCACCUACCCGUUGAGCUAGAACACCGAGCGUUUUGGGCUAUUAAGAGCUUAAAUUUUGAUGCUAAAGCAGCGGGAGAAAAGAGGUUGUUACUAUUGAAUGAACUAGAUGAGCUCCGUCUUGAAGCUUACGAGAAUUCAAAAUUAUACAAGGAAAGGACCAAACGGUGGCAUGAUAAGAGCCUUGUGAGAAGAGAAUUCAAGGAAGGAGAUCAAGUCCUUCUAUUCAACUCAUGA